This is a messenger RNA of Clarias gariepinus (North African catfish), 3420 nucleotides long. Its product is annotated as Transmembrane protein 150A-like. The transcript is spliced from 8 exons. Lineage: Eukaryota; Metazoa; Chordata; Actinopteri; Siluriformes; Clariidae. The record is from RefSeq and is a predicted model, not a curated record. The coding region runs from base 296 to 1120 and encodes 274 amino acids.
CUCCCUCACACACACUCAGUCCAAACACUACAACACGACGGGUUUACACGCGGAAAACGAUUCAUAAGGUGCUAAGUCCGGGGGUUCGACUUGACCCCGCUGCUGCUCGUCGUCCUGUGUGCUGUUUUACGAUUUACGCGUGAAAAGGUGGGGAAAAAAACGUCUACUGUACAUCACCGAGAUGGACAAGGUUCUGGUCUCGGUGAUGAACACCGCCAUGAAGUGACAUGUGAGUGUUGGUGAGGAGGUGGAGGAGGAGAGGAGGUGCGAGGCUGGGGACUAGGCAGAGGACACGAUGGUAAUGUCAGGGUGGAUGAUUCUGCCCAUCAGCCUGCCCGUCCUCACCAUCACCGGCAUCUGGGUUGUGUAUGCCAUGGCCCUGUAUAACCAGCAUGUUUGUCCUGUGGAUAACUGGUUAUAUAAUCAGUCAUGUGAGGAAGAUUUACCCUUGCAGAGGGGACCAACGCUAUGCUGUACUCUGGAUAAUGUGCCACUUAUCAGCAAGUGUGGCACUUUACCUCCUGAAAGCUGCUUUUUCAGCCUUAUUUGCAGUACGGGAUCCUUCAUGGUAAUGGUGAUAGUUUUGCUGCAUUAUGCUCACGUGAUUGAAAGACGUCAGAACUGCGUGUUAAAUAUGGCGAGUCUCUCCACUGGCUGGAUCUGUUCUGUGGGACUCAUCAUGGUGGGCAACUUCCAGGUAGAUAACGCAAAGGUGUUGCAUUAUGUCGGGGCCGGCGUGGCCUUUCCUACCAGCAUGCUGUUUGUGAGCGUUCAGUCCGCACUCACGUAUAGACUGGCCAAGACUCAGGGUGAGUACAGUGUGGGCCAUCUGCGUCUCAUCAUGACCCUGCUGGCGUUCAUAGCCCUGGUGCUCAGUGGAGUUUUUUUUGUGCAGGAGAGUUUUGUCCUGCAGCAUGCCUCAGCCAUCUUCGAGUGGGUGUUCUGUGUCAUCAUCAUGCUGUUUUAUGGCACGUUUGCUUUUGAGUUUGCCAGUAUCUCCAGCAACACCAUGAUGGUCCUGGCCAGAGGAGGAGCACUAGGUAGCAACAGCCAAGACCACAAAAUAGAAUCUCUUAGUGGAACUAAUCAGCACCAGUCUGAGAAUAUGUCCAUGCUUUAACCUCAUAGAGGGAGAGAUGGCACAGGACUGCCCUUGCUACUCUCUCUCUCUUUUCCAGUUCCUUAUACACAUACAGUACAUCUACAGUAGGGUGCAGAGGACAAGACUAGCUCAGCAGAGGAAUCCUGGCCUACUUCUGUUUUUAAUCUGAGCUAACUUUUGCCAAAGGACUUUGCACAUAUUUUUGCACAUUGUUGAGACCAAAUAAUUGUUCAACUUCAGUGUCAUUCAUUUGUAGCCCAUAAAAGAAAUGGCUGUAAUGCUUCAAGAAACAGUGUUACAUGGACUAUAUGGACUUAUGCAGUAUGUGUUGAGGCUUUGUGGAUGUUCAUGACAUUGAAAGUGUGAAAAUGUGAUCUGUUAUAAUUUAACAGAGAUAGCGGUCAAUAACUCAUUACUUCAAGUUCGACUGGACUUCGAGACAAUACUGUGCCAGCCCUAGUUGUUUCAUGACAAAGCCAGAAAUGUUUAACAAACUAUGGAGUUUAUUUUUGCCUUUUAUAUUCAACCACGUCGCUUAUAUCUAUGCCUUUUAGUUCUGUUUGAUAUUCUCAAACACAGGUGCUUUUUGCGUUUUGCUCGUUUAAUAUUCUGUUCAGGGCGACUAUCAAUACCAUUGUGCCUUAUGAAACGGGGCCAAACAAAGCUGUCUAAUGGAUACCAUUAAUAAUCUCUAAUUCUGUGUUGUUUAUCAUACUGUCAGGGACAUUGUCCAAGGUUUCAAAACUACUUAACUUUAUAUUAAUGCAGAGCGUUCCCAUAUUUGCUGUAUAUUUGACUUGUUGGUUUGUAAAUGUGAUUAUAUUCUUGCUCAUCUCUGUGCCUGAGGCCAGUAUACCGAAACACAUUGUUUGGGAUGUUUGAUUGGUAUUUGACUUGAUUGAAGGUCUGUUUACAUUUUUUUCUCCCAGUUUGGCUCUGAACCAACUGCAGUUUGGAGAACAGAUUUCACUUAGCAGAUCCUCCAGAUGCUGUUCCUAUACAUUACUUUGACCUUUGAAGAUUUCCGUUUCAUUAAUCAGACGUAAUUUUCUUUGAUUUUUACACCCUUGAAAAUUGAUUGAUUGUGGUGUAUUGUGAUCAUAAAUGCACAAGUGUCAUAAAUAUGAUCUGUUGAUAGUAUGACUUGCAGCAGGACUACAAGUCUCUUUCACAAAAAGCCAUUUUUGCAGUAGAUAUCAUCUAUUACAUACUGUUAAUUUUUAUGUUGGAUGCUAAUUUAAGUGCCCUUAAACAGAAAUCCUGUUACCCAUUCUGUAGUUACGUUUAUAAAAUAUAUGUAUAAUUUGCUUCACGUGUCUCUAUCAGCCAAAGGCAAGGUGUAAAUCUAAUUCAGUGCAUCCUGUUGUGCUUGUUUCAGUUUCUAUAGUCAAAUCCUCAGGAAAAUCUGUUACACCAGCUUGGAGUCUGUGCUUUGAAUAAAGUUCAAUUGAUCAAGUAUUAAUUGAUGUGUGAACAAUUUACAGUAAAACUGGCAAAUGCUUGAAGCAUAUUUGCGAUUUUACUAGUGGACUCUAAGUAUUACACCUGAUUUGCAAAAAUAUCGACACUUUUAUGGUCUGUGUGUUCCAUGUAACAGUUUCCCUGUUAAUGGCUAUAAAUGUGCAGUAGCUCUAGGAUAUGCUAUUGCUCUGUCCAGCACAGGGAGAAUAUCAGGAGGAUCCUUUACCUUGAUUUGCUAGUGAUGACAAUAUGAGGGCAUGGCUCUCUGUUGUCUUAACCUGAUUCACUUUUUGAGGUAUAACUUCAACCCAGGCAGAGAACAUUUUGCUGAGCAUACAUUCGGAAUUCGUGCACACAGAAAGCAAGUACAAAUAUACAAAGUCAAUGCAGAUGUGCAAAUACACAUAGAAAACAAAUAUUGGGUAGAAUAACUGAUAUGCUGGCUACUAAAAGGCAUCUUCCUGUGCCUUUUUAUUAAACCAAAGAGUGAAAUGGUUUUUGAUGUUUUAUUGUACUGUACGUUUGCCUUAAGCUGAGCAAAAAUAAAGAAAGUAUAAAGAAAAUAUGUAUUAUGUAUUAAAUAUGUAUAAUAUGUAUUUUAUGUAUUAUCAGUAUGAACGUUUAGGUGUAUAUAUUAUAUGCUUUUUUAGCCUAUACUUUUAUUACUCCAGGAAAACAGAUGGAAUGAAUCCAUGGUCAACAAUAACAAAGAAUUGAAGGAUCAGAUGAGAUCAAGACUGAUCAGCAGUACGACUAAUUUCUUUUUGUCUUUUUUUUGGAAAUUACAUUAAAAUAUUUAGGCAUAAGUACUGGGCUAAUUUUAGCAUUAAGAUGUAAAUAUAAUCCUUCUGAUAAAA